AUGUCGCAAGAUAACCGUGCAUCCAGCUCGUUGCAUAACAUAGAUUAUAACACUGAGGGCAUCGAUACUGUCACCUCGAGCGACUGUACUCUAGCCUCUUCUGACAAUCUACAGGGUGACAGGACGAACGAAAAGCUCAGCACUCAAGCAGAAACAGAAGCUCAAAUUCUCCCCACGCCAUUGAGUAGCAAGGAAUUAGCCGAGGCAGCGCAAUCGGAAGAGCAGGGCGGAUUAUAUGCCAGCGACGAAUACGUCGACCCCCCUCCCGAUGGCGGGUAUGGCUGGGUGUGUUGCGCAUGUGUCGCAGUUUUCAAUUUCGCAACCUGGGGCCCUAACACCUCCUGGGGUGUAUUUCUCUCGUAUUUCCUGUCAUCUCAUUAUUUUCCGGACGCAACUCCCACUGACUUCGCAUUGAUAGGUGGACUAGUAAUCGGCCUCACUCUCCUUUUGUUGCCUCUGGCUUCCGUUUGCAUGAAUUUCUUUGGAUACAAGCCCACGCUGACGUUUGCCAUUUUGCUGGAGGCAGCCGCGUUUGUGGCUAGCUCAUUCGCGAAGUCCGUGGGCGUGCUUUACGUGACCUAUGGCGUUAUGCUUGGGAUCUCAUUUGGCCUCAUUUUUGGCUCCAGCACUAUUAUUAUCCCUGGCUGGUUUCUGAAAAAGAGAGCUCUUGCCAAUGGCGCGGGCCAUUUUGGCGUCGGCUUAGGAGGUUUAGUUUUUUCGUUCGCAGUCCGCGCGAUGAUUGACCGUACCGGCGACCAUAGGUGGGCAAUGCGCAUGCUCGCAGCGGUUACUCUUUUUCUCAACUUGAUAUCGCUCUGCUUUGUCCGCGUACGAAAGACCGCCUUUGACCAAAAUAGAAAGUCUGCAGGCCAGAUUCUCAAGGCCGCGUUCAACGUCUCUGUUUUGAAGAUAAAGGCCCUGCACUUCUGCUCUUUGUGGUCCUGGCUUGCCAACGUCGGGUACGUGAUCCUCAUGUUUUCGAUGUCCAACUACGCAACCUCCAUUGGCAUGACCUCCCAGCAAGCGACCGUCGCUCUUGCGGUGUUCAAUGGCUCGCAGGCAUUUGGAAGGCCGUUUAUGGGCUGGUUUGCAGAAGCCGUGGGGAGAUGCAACGCCACCAUAAUCAUCAUGGUCUACAACCUAAUAAUUCUGCUCCCAUUCUGGUUCACUUUGACCAAGUUCAGAGAGCUGAUACCCUUUUGCAUCAUGCUCGGCUUCGGGGCCGGUGUUGGCGCAGUGAACAUCGUCCCCCUGGUGGCUGACGUCGUCGGCAUCGAAAAAUUCGCGGCUGGCAUCGGGUAUGGCAUGUUCGGUAACGGCGCGGGAAGCAUUUUUGCGGAGGUGAUUGGCUUGCAUCUAAGACAGCCCUCAUCUGCGAAGCCGUAUCUGCACUGCCAGAUAUUUGUUGCCUGCAUGUACUUUGCAGGUUUGCUAUGCCUAUUGCCUUAUCGCGAGCUGAAGGUGCAACGGAUCUUAACUGCAAGAGCAAGAAACGAGAAAUACUCGGAGGAAACAAGGCAAAGGUAUUCAAGGCUUCUUGAGCCUACCUUCAAAUGCUACAUUGCAAGAACUUUCCUGGUGGCCGAGGCCUGA
Lachancea thermotolerans CBS 6340 is the source of this 1593-nucleotide messenger RNA. Its product is annotated as KLTH0G03454p. Gene Ontology annotation, molecular function: transmembrane transporter activity. The record is from RefSeq and is a predicted model, not a curated record. NCBI's taxonomy places the organism in Eukaryota, Fungi, Ascomycota, Saccharomycetes, Saccharomycetales, Saccharomycetaceae. Bases 1 to 1593 code for a protein of 530 amino acids. The transcript has a single exon. Gene Ontology annotation, biological process: transmembrane transport.